Molecule: messenger RNA, 2214 nt
Organism: Aspergillus calidoustus
Lineage: Eukaryota; Fungi; Ascomycota; Eurotiomycetes; Eurotiales; Aspergillaceae
Source: the annotation of a GenBank genome assembly
AUGGUCAAAGAAGCCAGUUCCUCGGGCAUGGCCGACGUGCCAGUGAAGCCCAAUCCUUCCCGGAAGAGCGCCUUCUCGUGUGAGGGCUGUCGCAAGCGCAAAGUGAAAUGCAAUGGGGCCAGCCCGUCCUGUUCGCGUUGUGUAGCACGCGGGACUCCAUGCGUCUACAGCCUAGCUCCUACUCUAUCCUACACUAAGCAAUUAGAGGCGCGGGUGGCAGAGCUAGAAGAUGCCCUGGCAAAGCUGCGCAAUCAGCAACCCUUGGACACUACGGAGGGGACCCCGUCCUCUGUAGCGUCGACGGAGACUAAUGCAAAUCACAAGCCCUCGAGUCGCAAAGAGGAGGAACCAGGCCAGGACCUCAAUCUAGCACGAGAUUUCGAGGGAUUGAACGUUGAACAUGAUGGACGAAUAUCAUUUCACGGACCAACGAGCUUAUUUCAACUUCCGAGCGGUGCUCUGAACCCGGCCGCGUCGAGCUCUCAGCUUGCUGUACAAGCAGGAGAGCGCAAAGAAAGGCUUAUCAAGAAUGCAUGGCGGGAGCGAGCAAUUGAACAGAUGGCUACCAUGCCUGAGCCGUUCCAAUACCUCCUUGAUUCACACUGGUGCUGGAUUCAGCCACUCUUCAACUUUGUCUACAGGCCUGCAUUUACCCGCGACAUGAAAUUGAACGGCCCUUACUACUCCGAUGCACUGCUCAAUGCCAUAAUAUCGCACUCGGUACGGUGGUGCAAGGCUGAGCCUAGAAUCAGCGCUAUUCUAGAGUCGUAUGAAGGUGGCGCCGUAUUCUCCCAUCGUGCAGUGACAGGCCUUUACGACUCGCUCAAAGAUGGAUACGUGGGAAUUCCAACGAUCCAAACAUUAUUGCUCCUUAGUGCCCGCGAGUGCGGGCAAGGAAACAGGACUCAAGCUUGGCUGUAUAGCGGGAUGGCGUUUCGAAUGCUAGACGACCUGGGAAUCACAAUCGACAGCCGCAAAUACUCGGAUUCCGCGCAGCUAAACGACGAAGAUAUUGAGAUUCGGAAUCGUCUAUUCUGGAGUUGCUAUUUUUGGGAUAAGAUGAUGUCUUUAUACUUUGGUCGGUCACCGACGCUGCAGAGCUCACAAGGCUGCCCUCCGAGGACGAUUCUCGACGACACCUCCGAGCUAGAGCCUUGGUUUCCCCACGGGGUCGUAUUCCCAGAGGGUACACAUUAUCCACCAACCCAGGCCCACUCCACCUCUUGUUUUGUUGAGAUGUGCGGCUUGAUGGAGAUUCUCAACCAAAUCCUUAUUCACAUCUACGACCACCACCGCCAAGUGUCCGAGUCGGAAUUUCAAACAUGUGUUCGCGAACAGUCUCGCAACCUCGUUGGAUGGUGGGAUGAACUACCAGAGCACUUGAAGCUCGUCCCAACCGAACUGCCCCCGUACUCUCCGCCCAGUCACAUUGUGACCUUAAACUGUGUCUACCAUACCCUCAACAUCCUCAUCCAUCGACCCAUCCUAUGCUCGAAAUGGAGCCGAGAAGCUUACGACAAGAGCCAUCUAGUCCACUGCAUAACUUCUGCAACGGCUAUCCUUUCCAUCUUUGGAAUGUAUCGUCGCACCUUUGGUGAUAAUCACGUCGUCCUCUCAGUCGCUUACAGCGUGUACACGGCGGCAUCCAUCUUCCUCCUCGAGAUCCAGGCCCUCAAGUACGCUGCGCCAGGGACGCUUGACAAGCUAAAAUUCUGCAUCUUUGCAUUAGAGCGAGUCAAAGCGUCUAGCCCUGUAAUAACGACCGCUUUAACCCUCGUAUAUCAAGAGAUUCACCGUCUCCAAGUCGACUAUCAGAUUGUCUUAUCCAUACCACAACAAUCCACGUCUCAACCAUCUCACCCACCAUCACCUCCCCGUCACUCACCCGCAGACCCUUCUCAAUCCAUUUCGCACCAUGCACCUACGCACCACAGGGCGCCAUCUUCAAUGUCGACCGCGGACGUCAAUCCAGCUGCCGCGCUAUAUCCGCUACAACAACCCUUACCGGAACAGGAGUUCGAUCCUUAUCAACCAUCGAGUCUUCCCCAACUAGGCGUGCCGCAUCAUCCUGGCGGACUUCCCGAUGAAUUGAUGUCGCUCGAUAAUCCCGCAGCUUAUGAGAUUACGCCAGAGGUGUUUGAGGCGUUUUCGUACGCAGAGCCAAUUACCACGAAUAUGACGCCUGAUGUGUACGGGUGGGUUGGACGGCCGUAG